AUGGGGGCUACCACUUUCCUUCGCGUUUCUUCUUCUCGAGGCGCGUGGACUUCUCCUCGCGCUGCUGUCACAACUGGAAGACGAGAAGAGUCUCUUGUCGUCGGCGCAAGGACGAAAGAAAAGAGAUCGCAGCCGUUCGAUGGACUUUCGUCACUUCUCGGUACCUCGUUGCAGCGCCCUCUGUGCAAGCACUUCUCUUUCUGUUCUUCCCGUUCUUCCUUUUCUACCUGUCCUUCGUCUCGUUCUCUGUCGGUUUCUUCAUCCUUCCGCUCUUCCCGUCUGUCUCGCGGGUCCUUUCAUGUCUCUCCUGCCGCUCCUUUCUCUUCAGAGAACUUGCGCGCCUCCUCGAUGUCUCUCCCGGUUUCUGCUUCUUCCUCUCUUGGCGGCUUCGCACCUGUCUGUGCUUCGAACUCUGCUCAUUCUCUUUUUUCUCCUCUCCCUGCGUCGCUCGCUUCUUCGGCAUCAACAUCCCUGACGCGUUCCUCGCGACGCUCCCAAGAUCUCUCGGAUUCUCCUUCUUCCCCGGUUUCUCGCGCUUCCUUUCCGUACUCGCUCGUCUUCGCAGCCUCUCCCCACUUCCUCCUCUCGAGGCCUUUUCUCGCGAGAAGCCUGUCCUCGACAUUUCUGCUGUCUCGCUCUCCCCCCUCUCCACGGCUUCCAGUGUCUCCGGGGACCUUGACUGCACUCUCAGCCCAGCCGAGCACUUUCCCGGCGCGCCCCUCGUCCCUGCUGUCUCCUUCGCGGGCCUUCGCCUGUCGACCGGGAGCCACACGAAUGAAAUGGUAUUUCCAGAAACCAUACGUGCGGCGAGUGAAGUCGGAUUUCUUCCGGUUUCCACUUCUUUCGCAAGUAACCAAGCAGAAGAUCGACUGGCAGUACCACCACCCGCGCUCGGGCUACGAGGCCGCAUGCAUCUUCGGUCCAAAUACCCUCGAAGUCACCAAUCUGCCCAUGGGCAAGACCUGCCAGUACCUCCAGGAACGCCUCUGGAGAUUCUUUGGAAAAUUCGGAAUUGUCGAGCAAGUCCGAGUUCUCCCUCACGAGCGAGACCCGUACCAAACCUGCGGGACUGCAUACGUCUGCUUCCGAAGUCGGAUGGCCUCCCUGCGGGCGGUGCGGCUGCCUGUACACCUGCCGGCGUCUCUCCACAACCGCGUGCUCCACCUCCGUCACCUCGGAACAGACAGAACCAGCGAUGACCUGUUCUACUUUCGGCGCCAGCAAGCCAUCUCGAAUCUGGUCGCCAUUGCCCAGCAACUGUAUGCCUAUCUUGAGGAGCGCGGUCCCCUCCCGGCCCACAGGGCGUUGCGCCUCCUGUUCGAGCGAUCGUAUCCUCGUCUCGCCUGGCGUCAAGCAGGCGUCAGCGUUCGCACAUGCUGCGGCAGCUGGCUGGGCUUCUUUUCUCGCAGUCCUUUUAACGAGUUGUUUUACCUCGCGCGCGAAGACGAGGUGGCGCGGCCAACGGAAGUGACCGAGCUCGAGGCGGACCCGCGAGCGUCGCGAAAGAUGAUUUCAAACGAAGGGACAGAAGGCGCCGCAGAAACGCGUGGAAGGAAGACAAAAAGCAAACUAGGCGACACGAAAGACGGCACCUCCCCUGGACUGAAGUCCCUAACAGACCGAGAGGAGAACGCAAUGCUGGAGAAGAUGGUCAUUUUUCCUCACCUGCUUUCUCGCGAGAAACUCCAGGCUCUGCUCCUCCGUGCAGGUCGUCUGCUGCAGAUGGACUUGCAAAACGAGCUGUCUGUACACUGGAGAACUGACAGGCCUCCUCUACCCGACUGGACGCAGAAGCAGAUUCAACUCUGGCAACACCAAGACCCCCUGCCUGAGGAAUUGCAAAUCUGGUCUCGUACCAAAGAUUACUACAAGAUCCAUGAGGAACGCUUUCUCUUCAAGUUGAAGCUGAAGAAGGAACGCGCACAGGCGAAGCAAGAAAUGAAACAGCAGCGAAGGCGCCUCGAGUUGCAGGCUUCACAGUCGAGCAGCUGA
Toxoplasma gondii ME49 is the source of this 1992-nucleotide messenger RNA. RefSeq lists its product as hypothetical. NCBI's taxonomy places the organism in Eukaryota, Apicomplexa, Conoidasida, Eucoccidiorida, Sarcocystidae. Gene Ontology annotation, molecular function: RNA binding. The coding region runs from base 1 to 1992 and encodes 663 amino acids. The record is from RefSeq and is a predicted model, not a curated record. The transcript is spliced from 8 exons.